Molecule: messenger RNA, 1426 nt
Organism: Carassius gibelio (silver crucian carp)
Lineage: Eukaryota; Metazoa; Chordata; Actinopteri; Cypriniformes; Cyprinidae
Product: homeobox protein DBX1-A-like
Exons: 4
Coding region: 97-1038 (313 amino acids)
Biological process (GO): cell differentiation in spinal cord; regulation of transcription by RNA polymerase II
Molecular function (GO): DNA-binding transcription factor activity, RNA polymerase II-specific; DNA binding
Source: RefSeq, a predicted model, not a curated record
CGCCUCUCGUUCAGUUCAGAGCUUGGCAGAAGAGACUUUUCUAAUCCUAACAGGAGGAACCGUAUCGUGUAAUUUGCCAUUAAAAUAGCCGGGACAAUGAUGAUCCCCAGUGUUAUUGCACCACCUGCAAUAUAUUCAGCAUUUAUGCGUCCUGCAGCAUCGUUGCAUUCGCCUUUCCCGGCUCACCCGAGCUUUCUGGUGGAGGACCUCCUGCGCUUCAACAGACCCAGGGGUUACCUGAACCAGGACGCGCACUCGCCAUGCGCCUCUCCUCCUGCUUCACUUCACUCACCGGAUCACUCCAGGCUAUUGGACAGAGUCAGCCCCAGCAUCACUGAGAAACAUGGAUCUAGCUCGCCCAAAACGUCAUUGUCUUCCAAGGAUCCAACUUACCUCAAGUUUGGGGUGAGUGCCAUCUUGGCACCAUCACCAAAGAAAGUCACAUCUCCACAGUCCCUUUACGGCAUGCAUCCCAAAGGAUUCUCAGUGCCUUAUUUUGAUGGUUCAUUCUGCCCUUUCAUUCGAUCCUCUUACUUCCCUGCUCCUUCAUCGGUUGUACCCAUUCCUGGAACUUUCUCCUGGCCUCUUGCUGCGAGAGGCAAGCCCAGAAGAGGGAUGCUCCGUCGGGCAGUGUUUUCUGAUGUGCAACGCAAAGCUCUGGAGAAAAUGUUCCAAAAGCAAAAAUACAUCAGCAAGCCAGAUAGGAAAAAACUCGCAGGCAAACUCGGACUAAAAGAUUCACAGGUCAAAAUCUGGUUCCAGAACCGGAGAAUGAAAUGGAGAAACUCCAAAGAGAGGGAGCUGCUGUCUGCAGGCGGAUGCAGAGAACAAACCCUGCCAACCAAAACAAACCCUCACCCAGAUCUCAGCGACGUGGGUAAAAAGUCUUCUGAGGAUGAGGAGGAUGAAGACGACGCUUGUGCUACAUCACAUUUCUGUCUCUCACCGGCACGCGAACUUUCAAACAGCACUGAUUCCAGAAUUUCAUUUAAACACUCGGACUUUUUUGAAUCAGAGGAUGAAAUAACAGUUUCAUAAGCGACUUUAACAGCUGUAUAUUGUCUGUAUUCAAGCACAAGUGUACGCCAUAAUAACCAUUUUGUGUUUUGUAUUGGCGUGUAAUUUCACUUCUAUGUUCGAACGAGUGUUUGUAGCAAAUAUUUUCCACAUCACUUUAUAUUUACUUAUUUGGAAAUUCCUCGCAAAAUGAUUUUGCUGUGUCGCACAGCUUUUUGGGGGGGAACUGUACAGUAUUUUGUACAAAUAUUUUUGUAUGGAUAUUUUAUACCAAUAAUUUUGAGUUUUAGAUUCUUUAUAAAAGUUUUAGGCGUAUGAAUAAUUUAUACGAGUCUCUUUGUGACACAUUAUAUGUAUAUGUAUAUGUUGAAAAUGUUUUGUAUUGUUUGCAAAUAAAUUGUUCAUUUCA